GGCACACGUAACGCGUUCUAAUGCUAUCUUCCAGCUGUUUUUUUUGCCUUAUUUAUAUCAAACAAAAACUGUACUUUUCGCAAUAAUCACGAAAUUGAUAAAUAACUCAAGUAUUCUGUCAAACGCUACCUGCAUACGUACAUAUUUGGGGGCCGUGUGAAUUCAUUUGUGAUUUUAAUCAAAGGUUAAAUUGAUUGGAUUAUUAUGGAAAAGUGAAAAUUGUGUUAAAAGUGUCUUAGUGUGUCCCAUUCGCGUUGCUGAAAAUUGAAUUAAUAAAUGAGAAAGAGAUACUAGUUGGGUAUACGAGUACUUGUGAUAAUUCAAAACAUUGUAGAUCUCGUAUCGAAAGCAGAAUACCGGUUCCUCUCAAAUGACGAUUCGCGUUCGGUAGAAUGACAGAGUACAGAUACAAAGUAUACCUAACAAGAUGACGGAGGCUUCUACACAAAUAACUUUAGACGACUUAAAAGAAACUCCUUAUUCCUUCAACUGUGAUGGUUGCGGCAAAAAUUUUCCAAAUCUUAAAUGUUUUUAUCAGCACCGGAAGUUGCACAGAAAACAUGCCGGAGGAAGCAAUCUAGAAUAUCAUAGCUGCCCGUUGAAAAACCUAGACAAGGAAACUCAGCAGCAGCUGAACAAACUAGAACGAUAUCAUCUCUCUACGCUCAUCUUGAAGCUAGACACGAGGGCGGGAGAUCAAAGUAAUUCAUCCGCAUUUCAAUGUAAGCUAUGUGAAGGGGUGUUUACGACAAAAUCUAGCUUGAAGCGGCACGUCCUCACAAGACACACCGGAGAAAAGGAAUACCAUUGCGAAAUUUGCCCACGUAAAUUCGCACUUGCUUACUAUUUGAAAUAUCACAUGCGAAUUCAUGCUACAGAAGGAGUAAAACCGUUCAAAUGUGAGAUAUGCCCAAGAUCGUUUUUCAAUAAGCGUAGUGUUAAGAACCACAUGGAGUCCCACACGCAGGGCGAGACUCGACCCUACAAUUGUGACCAGUGUUCCAAGAAUUUCAGCAACAAAUACCAACUGAAGUAUCAUUCAAAAAUACAUGAACUCGGAAAACAAUUCAAGUGCGAUUACUGCCCGAAACGAUUUACCUACAAAGGAAAUUUGCAAUAUCACUUAGGAACUCAUAAGGCGGAGGAAAACCCAUACGCGUGUGAUUACUGCGGCAAACGGUUUACAAAUAAAUAUUAUAUACUAAAACAUGUGAGCCAACAUGAAAGGAGUGAAUCUGAAAUAUACAAAUGUGAUAAAUGUCCGAAGGUGUAUAAGUACAAACAUGGGCUUAAAGCGCAUACCAAAGUUCAUGAGGAAGAAGAGAAUAUGGAGUUGUCUGAGUCGGGCUCACUGCGUGCAACCAGAGUGUUAAAAUGUGACAAUUGCCCAAAAACUUUCAUGAACAAGUACAGUUUAAAAUACCAUCUCGAAGUUCAUAUGGACGGGGUGAAUCCGACCUACACUUGCACCUAUGAAACAUGUGACAAAAAAUUCACUAGAAAAUUUAUCCUGAACCGACAUCUUAAAACUCACGGGAAAGAAUUUCAGUGUAACACCUGCGAGAAGAAGUUUUCCAAUAAACAAAAUCUGAAAAUGCAUUGUUUGAUACAUGUAGAUAAGAAACCAUUUCCUUGUAACGAGUGCGGUAAACAAUUUGUUCGACCGGGACUUUUAAAAAAACAUCUUAGUAAUCACGCUAACAAAAGGGCGAAGACGAUAUCUAGCUAGAUAUGUCCUAAUAGCAAAGGAGCACAGACUUAGAAAAGUUACUGUUGUUAUUAUCAUAUUCAUAGAUAAAUAAAUUUUACAUUUAUUUA
Molecule: messenger RNA, 1818 nt
Organism: Hermetia illucens (black soldier fly)
Lineage: Eukaryota; Metazoa; Arthropoda; Insecta; Diptera; Stratiomyidae
Product: gastrula zinc finger protein XlCGF46.1-like
Exons: 2
Coding region: 428-1729 (433 amino acids)
Biological process (GO): regulation of transcription by RNA polymerase II
Molecular function (GO): RNA polymerase II cis-regulatory region sequence-specific DNA binding; DNA-binding transcription factor activity
Source: RefSeq, a predicted model, not a curated record